This is a messenger RNA of Rotaria sp. Silwood2, 1281 nucleotides long. Lineage: Eukaryota; Metazoa; Rotifera; Eurotatoria; Philodinida; Philodinidae. The record is from the annotation of a GenBank genome assembly.
AUGUCGAAUAAUUUUGGUCGAAAGUCGGAUUUUAUUCCGGCAGUUUAUACACGUUAUUUUGAACGGACAGAAACUCGAAAAUCUUCUUCUUCUUCUUCUUCUCAUAUCUUUUUUAAUGAUAAUAAUGAAGAAGCAUCCAAAGAUUAUCAAAUAAAACGAGAUUUAAUAAUUAAACGAUUAUUUCCAUCAAAAUAUACUGAUUCAGAUAAUAAUCAAACUGAAAAUGAACACAUUAACCAAAGUGGAAAUAAUAUUUCAUUAAAGAAAGCAGCUCAAUCUUUAGGUGAUUUUAUUCCUCUUUCAAAUAUUAAUUCGUCAUCGUCACCAUCAAACCGAAAACAAUCAUUAGAAACAGAUGUUAUUUUUACAAGUUCAGAUGAAAAUGAAGAAGAUUUAUUAAUUGAAGAAAAAUUACCAACAAAUACACAUGAAUCAAUCAUUGGACAUAUUCAUCCUCGUUCAACAAUAGAAAAUGUUCGAACAAUAUUAAUACGUGAAUUAUAUCAACGAACAAGUGAUUCACAUACGGAAUGGCUUAAAUGUAAAAUGAAUUUACCUAAAGAAUAUAUUAAUCCAAAAUAUUAUGCUGAUUUUCAACGACGUUAUAAAAAAGAUAUUAAGAAAAAUACGCCGAAAAAGAAAAAAUCUAAUUCAAUAAAUAAUAAAUCAGAAAAUGGUUAUCAUGUUUUUGAUUUAACUACGAAUGAUGAAUUAACAACUCAAAUUAAUAAUACAUUCGAAAGUGAUGAUAUCAUUGAAACUUCACCUACUAAACCAGUAAACAAUACUUCAGCUUCUUCAUCUAUUAUUCUCAUAAAUGAUUCACCCACUCAAUCCAAAUCUACACCUGAAUUUAUUAUUCUCGAUUCUGAUGAAGACAAUAAUGAUAAUACAAAUGAUAAUGCUAGUCAAGAUAAUAAUAACUCAACAUAUUUUAUCGAUCGAUCAUCAAAUUCAUUUACUGCAAUUUUACAACCAACAGUAACACCCAAUGAAGAUUACCAUGAAGAAGAUUCAAAAUAUGCUCAAUUACCUUCACGUAAUACAUCGUCUGAAUUAAUUAUCCGUCCUAUCAUAAGUAAACAUCAACGACGUAAACAAAAUACUUCACCAAAACCACUUGUAUCAGCAAUCGAUCGAAUAAUUGAUCAAAUAGAUCAAUCAAAUCCAUUGGAUAAUUCAACAGCAAUGGAACAACAAAAUAUUCUUAUAAAACAAAUUAAAAAACGGAAGAAGAAAAAGAAAAAGAAAAAACAACUUAAUAAUUCAACUGUCAAUUAA